Thermochaetoides thermophila DSM 1495 is the source of this 1695-nucleotide messenger RNA. RefSeq lists its product as uncharacterized. Bases 1 to 1695 code for a protein of 564 amino acids. Lineage: Eukaryota; Fungi; Ascomycota; Sordariomycetes; Sordariales; Chaetomiaceae. Gene Ontology annotation, cellular component: multivesicular body; cytoplasmic side of plasma membrane; ESCRT III complex. The transcript has 2 exons. The record is from RefSeq and is a predicted model, not a curated record. Gene Ontology annotation, biological process: late endosome to vacuole transport via multivesicular body sorting pathway; vesicle budding from membrane.
AUGCCACCGCAAUCCCUCCUAGACUAUCUAGUCGAGCACGAGCCUGCCUUCAAGCGACCCCGUCUGCCCUCCCUCUACUUAGAUUUCACCCCUCUUAAAACUUCCAAUCCCGAUGUCUACUACGCUAAUAUCUCUGCCUGGCGCGCAGGCCUCUCUCGCUUAGCCCGUGACGGUCUCCUUCCGUCCUCCCCUUCCUCAUCCUCAUCAUCCUCAUCCUCAUCCCCCAACAAGUCCAAAAAUGGCUCCAGCGCAGGGUCCAGCUCUGGUUCUUGCUCAGGGGCUGGUUUUGUAUUAUGUUCAGGCGAACCUCUCCUCCGCGCGCUCGAAUCCAAACAAUUUGGCCGCCCCGACUCCCUCGGUACUGCUAUGAGGGAGGCCAUUGCCGACGGGGAGUUUGUCUCUCUUGAGACAUUCCUUGCUUCUACAAAGCCCCUUCUCAAGAACCGGAGUAAAUCCGCCGCCAGGGAAGGGAGUUCAGCGGGAGGGGGAUGGGGAUGGGUAAACCUCCCUGUGAUGGGGGCUGUCAGGGGGCCAGCGAGCUGGGCCGCCUGGGUGGUAGCGAUUUGGGCCGUCUUGGGGUUAGUGAUUUGGCCCAUCUGGGGGAUAGAGAGUUGGGCCGUCUUGGUGGCAACGAUUUGGGCCGUCUGGGUGGCAGCGAACUGGGCCGUAAGGCAGGUCGUCGGGGAGGGGUUUCCCCUCCUCCGUUCGGGGGAAAAUGACACUUCCCUACCAGAAGGGGAGUUCGUUAUCGUGGAGAACGUCAUCGAAGCAGGGCGGAUUUUCGCCGAGCGCUGGCGUCAAAAACAUCUCUCCGAAGACUACGGCGGGAGCAGGUUCGAGCGUGUCUAUCCCCGCUCACACUUCACCCGCGAAUUUGCCUCCCUGCUGGGCGAGGACCGCUUGCUAACAGAAAAAGACAUGAGCAUCCUCCUAACCUACCUCUCCCGCGAAGAGGGCUUGCUCAUCUUCACCCCCGACGUGGUCAAACUCUUACCCCCCACCCACUCAAGGGAAGAGGAAGACACCGUCAUAACACCAGAAGAUGCCUCCAUCGCCCACCUGCGCACCCUCCACUCGACCUUAACCCACCAAACGUCCCUCCUCGAAAACCGCAUCGCGGAGCUCCAUGCAAACGCGAAACUCGCCCUCGCCAAGCAAAACCGCAUCUCUGCGCUCGCCGCGCUGAAAUCCAAGAAACUGGCUGAAGACACCCUGUCUAAACGCUACUCCUCCCUGAACCAAGUGGAAUCCCUCAUCGCACAGAUCGAAAACGCAGCCGAUAACGUCGCCCUCGUGCGCGUUAUGGAAUCCUCCGCUGCGGCGCUCGACUCCCUCACCUCCAAGCUUGGUGGCGUGGAGAAGGUCCGGGGUGUCGUCGACGUGUUCAAGGAGAAGAUGUCUGAUGUGGAUGAGAUCGCUGCCAUACUUGCCGAAGCAGCCGCACCUGGCGGGGUGGUUGUGGAUGAGGGGGAAUUGGACGAGGAGUUGGAGGAGUUGGCAAAAGAGGAAGAAGAGAAGGCGGCAGAGCAACAGGCGGAAGAGGUUGCCAAGAGACUCGAGCAGGUUGGGAAUGUGCCCGAAGGGUUGCGUGUCCCUUCCCCUGUUGAGGAGACAGAGGGAAAUGAAAAGGAGAAGGUGUCUGGAGAGAGGGAGAGUGUGGCUAAGCUGAUGAGUACGCUGUCCCUGAAGGAGUGA